GCUCCUCCCGCGGGAGGGACCGGUCCUCGCCGGCUGGAACCCUGAGUAAUCGGAUCCUGUUGCCGGGCUGCCGCGGGGAAGCUUUUGGGCGUGGGACCGCGAGAAGCUGCUUGUAAACAGAGCCGGGCCGGGAUGGUCGGCAGCCGGAGCGCAGCCGCUGGCGUUGAGGAGGGUGGGCUGCCUGGGUCGGGGUCCUGCCGGGGAUCCGCUGCAGGCCGCACGGGCGACAGGACCAAAGCCGCGGAAAUUGAGGAUUGGCGAUCCAUUGCUUUGGCAAACACUGCCCUGCUGUCUUCCUUGAGCUCCCUGAGUACUAGCUCCCCAUCCUCCUGUGCUCAGUCUCCUCCAGGCAGCCCGAUGAAGAUUGCUUCCUCUUGUUUCCGCAAUUGCAUUGCUGAACCACCUCUCUUUGUUGGCUGAACGCUCAUGACACCUCUUCCCGAAGCAGUUUAGAAGCGUGGACCCUGUGUCAUGGAAGCUUUGGAAGUAGAUGACAUCAGCCCCGCCUUAGAGGUUACUGAAGAUUUCUUUAGUACUUUUGACAGUAAGCUGGAAAAGGCUGUACAACAAGCAGAGGUUUAUGGGAUCCAGGAAGUCCCCGAACUGGUGGGGCAUGAGGUACUCGGUAACAUAACGGACACUGGUGCUUUAAGAAGCGUUGCUUCCCUGGGCAAGGGGACAAUGAUCUGGGACCACUGUAAGAGCAGGCUUCUAGAAACCAAAGCUCAAAAUGUCUUCCCUGCCAAAGAACAGCUUAUGGUCCAGAGAGGGACAGCCCCAGAUAACCUUUCCUGGAUGGAACAAAAGGAAGCGUCAACCUUCAACUUUUUUAACAUCUGUCAGCGUCGAAGGGACAGACCUCGAUCCGUGAAUGACUUACUGGAUGAGACCACGACUUUCAAGCCAGGCCAUGCUCGGUCAAGGUCCGAUGUUACCCAUGUAGACUGGCGAGUAAUCCUUAGCACCAUGCCUUUGCAGCAGCAGCCGCAGCAACAGGCGUCCCUUCAAGGCCCUCACUUUCCCAGGCCAUCUUUUCUGUUGUCUUCACCCAGUAAGGUUGAAGAUGCUCAAGGAAAUACAGAACACAAGCAGACAUUCCCAAACAUACUGAAGAAGGGUUAUCUAGAGAUCAGGAAGAACCAUGACAGUUACUGGCAAAGCUGUUAUGCAGAACUCUCACCCUACAACUUAAACUUCUACAGCCUUGAUAGCAGCGGGAAUCAAAACCUCUAUGCCACAUACCAGCUCUCCCAGUUCCAGAGCAUAUCUGUUUUAGGCAAUCUUGAGGCCAGGAUGGUAGACACUGUUCUCUAUGACAAUUCUCAACUGCAGCUAAAGGCAGAGUCUCCGUGGGAGGCAUUGGACUGGGGGCAGAAGCUCUGGGAAGUCGUGCAUGCUGCUGUGCCCAAUUACAUGGGACGGCAGGACGAGAUGGCAAACUCUCCAGGACUUGGUCAUCAUAUUGACUGUGCACAGAACCACUGUUUACAGAAGAAACCCAGUGGGCUGUUGGCUUCCCCUGUCUUGGAUAGCCCCAAACAGUACCAAAACAUCCUCAAAUCAGGGACACUCUAUAGACUAACUGUCCAAAACAACUGGAAGGCCUUCACAUUUGUGCUGAGCAAGGCCUAUCUUAUGGCUUUCCACCCUGGCACGCUAGACGAAGAUCCCCUGUUGAGCUACAAUGUGGAUGUGUGUCUGGCUGUGCAGAUAGACAACCUGGAUGGUUGUGACUCUUGCUUUCAAGUCAUCUUUCCCCAGGACGUCCUCCGCCUCCGGGCUGAGACCCGACAGAGGGCUCAGGAAUGGAUGGAGGCCCUGAAGACAGCAGCCAAUGCUGCAAGGAGUUCUGAGCAAAACCUGCAAGUCACACUGAGGAGCAAACCCAAGGAUCAGCUAGGAGGCCACGAGCUGCGGAAGAACAAACGCCAGUCUGUGACCACCAGCUUCCUGAGCAUCCUGACCACACUGUCUUUGGAGCGAGGACUCACUGCUCAGAGUUUCAAAUGUGCAGGGUGCCAGCGAUCUAUUGGUCUCUCUAACGGCAAGGCCAAGGUGUGCAAUUACAGCGGGUGGUACUACUGUAGCAGCUGCCACGUGGACGACAGCUUUCUCAUCCCAGCACGCAUAGUUCACAACUGGGACACCUCAAAAUACAAGGUGUCCAAGCAGGCCAAGGAGUUUCUGGAGUAUGUGUACGAAGAGCCCCUGAUCGACAUCCAGCAGGAGAACCCCAUGCUGUACCUUCAUGCUGAGCCGCUGGCCACCGUUGUACGGCUGCGACAGCGGUUGAAAUCACUCCGAGCCUAUUUGUUCAGCUGCCGGGCAGCAGUGGCUGAGGAUCUGCGCAGAAGAAUUUUCCCCCGAGAAUACCUCUUUCAACAGAUCCACCUGUACUCUCUCGCUGACCUGCAGCAGGUGAUAGAGGGAAAGCUGGCUCCAUUCUUGGGCAAGGUCAUUAAAUUCGCCACCGCGCAUGUCUACAGCUGCAGUCUCUGUAGCCAGAAAGGGUUCAUCUGUGAGAUCUGUAACAAUGGCGAGAUCCUCUACCCCUUCGAGGACAUUUCAACAAGCAGAUGUGAAAGCUGUGGAGCCGUCUUCCAUUCUGAGUGCAAAGAAAAGUCUGUGCCCUGCCCACGGUGUGUCCGACGGGAGCUGCAGAAGAAACAGAAGUCCUUCUGGAGGCAGCUGAAUGUGGACGAAAGCCUGGAGGAGGCAUGCACCAUGUUCGAGCUGUCCUACCAAAACACCUGACCACAGGCCAGGCUGCACUCCCACAGCCACCCAGAGGGCUGCUCAGGCCCAUGCAGAUGAGGCUGUCCUUCCUCAGCUAGAUGUAGAUAGAUACGUUAUUUAUUUAUAUUAGAUACACCUAUACGUCCUGUACGUAUGCUUUGUAUAACUCACUGUCCAAGAAGUCCACGAAGAUCCUGUGGCUGAACUCCUACGGAUAGCUGAGUUACACUUGGCCACGAAAUCCAGCUGCUUGCUCCCAGCAAAUGUGACGCACACACAUUGCUCUGUAGUCCCAGACCCCUUUAUGCACACUGGCUCUAAGGGCCAGUCUACUGCACAGGUAUUGGAGGAAACAUCUCUCGAAGCAAAGCUUGGCAUUGUUACUGAGAUUUAGCCCUUGCUGGGGAAACUGGGGUAAGAACCAUUGUCAUCUGUUUCACAUGGACAUCCCUAAAACACAAGAGUGUUUCUGGAUACUUCCAGGCCCCAGAGUCCUUGGCAGAGAUGGGAAGAGUGAAGCAGAGCCACGCAGCAGAAAGCCAGAGGGCCCCUUCUUAAAGCAUGCCUGACAGAAAGCAUCAGGAGCAGAGCUACCCUGGGUUUGAACUUAGUCCCUGAAAAGAGUACAGAAAGUGAGGACCUCAGGGGCCAAUCACUGCAUGUCGUCCGUCUGUCGGCUGGUCCAAAGCCCAGCACCUCCCUGAUGAUGAGGCUCCAUGAUGCCUGCCAGAGAGUGCACACGGGUGCCCUUAGAACAGUUUUCCAAGCAUGGAGUGGAAGACACUGGGCAUGAUUUUCAUGGUGCUGCCCAGGAGGAAAUGCCCCAGGACUGCGCUCAAGCAUAUCAGUGCAUAAUCUGCUAGAUAGAGUUUACUGCACGAAUCUUGGAGGACACGAUGUCUCCUUUCCCAGAGUCCUCCAUGGCAGUGCCCACCUGCCACUUGAAUGUUUUAGUUCUCCUUGUCCUUCACAGCACUUUUCACCUUUAUCCAGUCCACGUAACUACUCUUGCUUUUGUAUUCUGGGUAUUGUGUUUGUUUGGGAUGGGGGCAUAUUUUAGAACAGGGUCUUGCUGUAUAUCCCUGGCUGGCCUCAAACCUGUGAUCCUGCUGCCUCAUCCUCCAAAUGCUGGGAUUACAGGUGUGUACCACCAUACCUGGCUUUACUUGUUUUAAUUAUUUUUUAAAAAUAUUUAAAAGUAAAAAUUAUAUAAUUAUUAAAAGUUAUUAAGAAGUAACAUUUUGAAAAAUACACACCUAAACUAUUAAGAAAAUACCAAACAUAAGUAGAAUUAAUGAAUUAAUAUUAUUGAAAUAAGUAGAUAUAUACAUAUAUAAUUGCCACCUUACAGUAACAAAAGAGUAAGUAGUGUGGUAGGAAUGAGAAGUGGAGGGUAGUGUACUCCCACUGGGACCCCCUUGUAAGAGCCUGUGUAGAUCCCCUUGUAAGAGCCUGUGUAGUUGGCACUGCGACCAAGAUGGCUGCUUGGAAGGCACUGAGACGCUGACGGCCAGCAUUCUUUCUUCCUUAGCUCUUUCCAAGGCAGGAGAAUGGACUCACCAGGAAGUGCUUGUUUGUGUCUUUCACAUGGAGCUGGUGUCCCAUCGCGCCACCCAUGCUUUUGUCCUUUCGGAUUUUCACCAAUGUUCAGAUCAGGGGAAACACUGGCUCACAAAGAAUGCGGCAGUUCAACUCCAAGUUGCUCCCACAGGCACCAGCUUGAUGCUUCUGUCCAGUAGGAGACAUUCAGCUGACUUGUGCUGUUGGAGGCAAGCAUUUCACCUCUUGGCUUACACCAUUUCCUUUGGCCCCAGACCAUGCAGUUGAACGCCACACGUGUGCUCAUUUCCUAGCUACCCGGAAGCUAUAGCCAAGGCGUACAACUUGGUAAGAGGCCAGCCAAUAGAGGUCUGUCUAUUUACCACACACCUCACGGGGCCUUUUAUAAACUCUUGGGAAGGCAGGUUGACUCACGGAGCGAGUGGUAGGGAAUGUUGCACAUAAAGGACAAGGGUGGGAAGUCUCAAACACUUGGCAAAACAGGCAAACAGAUUUGAGUGUCUCUCUUCCUCCUCCUGUUCGUGAAAUACAGUAUUUAUAUUUUCCAGCCUCAGAGAACAGAACAUGAUCUUUCACUGGAGAAUUCUAGACCUGCUUAUUAUGAAACAGAUGUGCUCCCGUGGCACAGUGCCUUCUUUCUCCACUCCCAAUCCCUGUCACCGUAGCUUACUCUUGACCUUUGCUGAAAUUAAUGUAUCCGUGAUUUUGGCUGUCAGAGACCCCACUCCCAGCACACUGAACACUGAGAGCUGAAGAACAGAGCCCCAGACCCCAGGUUGGCCCCGUGUCCCGCCCCAACUCACAGGUGCCCAAGAUCAGACCUAAUAAAAGCCAAGGGUGAAAUCCAGAUCCUUGCUCAACACACCUGAGUGGCCCCCCACUGUCCCUUAGAGGGCCCUGCUGUGUGUGAGCGGACCUUGGAUGCUCCUAAGACCUUUCCCCGGACAUUGCUUUGCGUUUAUUUUUUUAAAGGGAAAGAGAUAAGCACGCUGUCAUUCAUGAUCUGGAACUGAAGCAGUGUCCUACUACUUCUGUUUUCAUCUAUUGUACAUCCCCGCUAGUCUGGUCCAUGCCAGCUCUGGGCUCGCAACAGCGAUCUCUGCCACUACCACCUGAAUCUGAUAGGACACCGUGGAGCCAGCUCAGGAGUUGGGUCUGCCAUGAAAAUUCAAAAUUGCUAUUUCCAGCCCAGAAUGCCUUAGAGUGCAUGAAGGCCCUUACUGUUUUCUGGUCUAACAAAUUACUUAGUGCAGUGUAAGGUAAUUGUUCCACUGCUUAGAAACCAUCGAAACAAAAGCAAGCCUGUGGAUUUCCACCUCCUUUUUUUUUCAUCUCAGUAAAUAUCGUCCACGUAAAGCAUAAUGGAAAAUGGCCCAUUAAUCUCCUGGAACUGCUAGCAAAGCCCAGGGAACUGCUUUUCACUAAACAGCCCAUUCCCUGGUGUAGCACAAGAAUUCCCUCCUGCUAGUGCCAGAAACUCAUGUGUGACACCAUCCAGCCUGGGGGAAGUGCUGGCACCCAACCCCACCGGUAAGAAGCCAGUUCCUAAAAUAGACUUGCGUUUGCACCGCAGUAGGAAGGCCGCAGGGUGCUCCAAAGGCAGUCAGCUCUGAUGGGAGUGGGGUUCUUUCCAGGGCUGCCUGUUCCCAGAGUUGGAAGCAGCCUCAUCUGAAAACCGUGUACACUCUCUGUCUUCCCUUUGGCUUCAUGUGCUGAAUAACAGCCAUCUUUUGGGAGUUUUCACAUUGGAUGAGCUGGAAGGUUAACUGCUUCUUGAUUCUUCUAUAAUAGACCUCUACAAAAAAAAAAAAAAAAAAAAAGAGUGUGUGAUUACAGUGCCUUGGGAUUCACAGGUUCCAAUACAGUCUCAAAUAGGCCAGUGUUGCGAUUCCCCUCAGCUGCCCCAAAACAAAGGUGUCUGUGCCACUCUGUCACUCUGGCUGAGUUACAGCACACCCUCGCUGAGGUCUGGCCUCUGUCUCUGCCUGUCACGUGUGCACGCUGAACGUGAGCACUGACAGGUUGCUUUCUCCACCUCGUCUAGGAGGCUUGGCUUCCAGCCCUGCAAAUUCAUUCUCUCUCUGUGGGCCAGAAAUCUCCAGACACAAACUACCUAUGAGAACAGGACCACAGAGAUGCCGCACACACACUGAACACCAACAGCUAAGCCUGCUGCCAUCAAGGAAGUAGUGACACAUUCUGCUGCUAGUUCCGGUCGAGCCUGCCCUCUCACCCCGCAGGUCAGCCCUCAGUCUUCUCCCAUGCUUUGUUGAAAUAACCAGAUUAGGAACUAGUCUUUGACCCUUCGUUGGAAUACUGCCUGGUUCCAACACAGACUAUUUUGUUUUGUUUGUUUCUUUCUUUCUUCUGGUAAAUAGAGACGUGUGCAGUAUUGUUUUGGGAGUUGUCUACACUACUUUUCAUCUUCUGAAAUAAUGUGAGGAUGUCAGGAGUUUGAGACGAAAGGGGAGAAGCUAGCCCUUAAUUCCUUGGCCACUUUCUCCUGGAGCCCCUGGCCUUUCUCCCUAUCUGUUCCUUGGUACCAACUUGGUAGCAGUGGUGGGCAUUAGGAACUUGGUUCACUGCUCUACCCUGCCAACUCACCAGACCCCAGGAUACUACUAGUUACAUGACUAAGCCCCUCAGCUAACCUAACCCAUGCCGAUCUCUGUCACAGGGACAGUUUCUUGACAGUUAAAGUCUCAGUACCCAGUAGUCUCUCUCUGUAGGCACUUCUAUCCUUUCUUUGGGUUCAAAACUCUGACUAGAGAAUUUUCUUUCUGGUAUGUUUUAGUAGGUGCGGGACUAAAAUAAAAUACCUACAUCACCGUAAAAUUCUAGGUGAAAGGGAAAAUGUAAAUGAGCCUCUCCUGCGGCCGCAUGUUUUAUGUAAGAUGGGCUCCUGGUGACCAUGGAAUGUAGCACUAUCUCCAUAAAAUAGUCUCUGGUGUGAUGGGAGGCACUAGAGAGUGGGACACAGGCUGCUCUGCUGGGGCUCUGCUCUGAGGGAAGAGAGGCGCAGGCUGCUGUCAUUUUUAGAAAGCUCCCUAGUGAAGCCACUUGUUUCCCAGGCCAGAUGAACAAGACACCUACAGCAGCUCUUCCACAGUUGGGUCCCUCUGGCCCGCCAAGGAAGCUUCAAUCCAGCCCUGGCCCCUCCCACGAUUCCCUUACCUGCUUGCUUCCUCAGCCCUGGGCCAGACUUGGGCCUCAUGCUGAUAAACCACCUAGUGAACAACCGGCCAGUGGCCCUUCCUUCUCACGGCUUUGUUUCCCUGUAGGAGUGCCUUAUAGUCUAGUCUAGUCUCUGACCCACUUGAAGCCUGCAGGACCCUUCAACCAACUAUGGAUCCCUUCGCACUUCCCUGCUGGCUCCUCUCCAGCGUACACAGCCCACCUGGAGCCUGUGUAUUCUGAGAUGCACAUCAGACCUUCCACCUUCGCUUAACCCGGUGCCUUAACUUCACAAGUAAAGGGAUUCACAUUGCAAACACAUGAUCUGAGUGAAACAUCAGUUUCUUCGGUGCCAUUGGCACUUUUACCAGGAAAUACAAUAGGUAUAAUCAUACAAUGUUUUGACCUUAUUUUAUGAUGUUUCUCAGCCACUCUUUGUUUGCUUGCUUUCAUUAACCAAACUCAGGGGAAUGUCACGUCACCACGGUCAAUGGGGAAAGAAACAAAACCAGCUACCCAGAAGUGAAUGUCAAGGUCUGUGAACUUAGGCUUUAUUGGGUUCAAAAGUGACACCAACAGGAGGACUUUUUUUUCCUUUGCUGUAUAAAGAUUCUCUUUACUUGCCACCUGUGUUCCACAUGGGAGGUGGGGUGCCUUGGGGAUGCGUGUGAAUGGCAGCAUCCCUGUGCACAGCCCAGGCAGUCCACCAAGCCGCUGGAUCAGGCCUUCACUGCAGAGUGCUCUGCCUCAAGUCACCUGUCAGGCUCUUACUGUAAACAGUUCUUAGCUGUCUCCAGGGAAUGGGAAAGGAGGAGGACGCCAAGACUGCAGGUGAGGAGCAAGAGUGUGAUGGGGAUAGUCCUGUACAGCUGGUUCUCAGGCUCCUGGAUCAGAUCCGAGUCAUUCCCCUUCCUUCUGCUCAUGCGGUACAGAGGCAAUCAGGAUCUGCAUUUGAGCUGUUCCUUCGCUCUGUUAGUUAUUCUUAAUAGCUAAUGUGCUAGUUCCUGUGGUCCCUGUUGUCUGGAUCUGAUUGCCUUUUUUGGUUAAUGUGUCCAUAUUUUUGUUUACAUUAUUUUUGAAGCUAGUAACUGUAAUAGUAUGAAAUCGAGGUUGUGCUCUUGAUGGGACAUCUCAUUUUUUUUUUUAUGGUUAUCUGUCACAUAAUUUAAGUACACCUGUUCCUAAUGUAUAAAGUUCUCUCCCUCUCAAUAAAUGACAAUGGAAAUACUCUCUC
Messenger RNA from Mastomys coucha (southern multimammate mouse), 8704 nucleotides. It is a transcript of the gene Plekhm3, whose product is annotated as pleckstrin homology domain containing M3. NCBI's taxonomy places the organism in Eukaryota, Metazoa, Chordata, Mammalia, Rodentia, Muridae. The coding region runs from base 472 to 2754 and encodes 760 amino acids. The transcript has 8 exons. The record is from RefSeq and is a predicted model, not a curated record.